Calliphora vicina (urban bluebottle blowfly) is the source of this 1624-nucleotide messenger RNA. RefSeq names its product S-adenosylmethionine decarboxylase (gene SamDC). The record is from RefSeq and is a predicted model, not a curated record. The transcript has a single exon. Bases 327 to 1361 code for a protein of 344 amino acids. Gene Ontology annotation, cellular component: cytosol. Lineage: Eukaryota; Metazoa; Arthropoda; Insecta; Diptera; Calliphoridae. Gene Ontology annotation, biological process: spermine biosynthetic process; spermidine biosynthetic process. Gene Ontology annotation, molecular function: adenosylmethionine decarboxylase activity.
AACAACAACAGCAGCAACAACAAACAUACCAACCAAAUGUUAGCAGAUAAUAAAAAUUUUUGCACAACAAAAACAUGACAAAUUCCAGUAAAUAUAAAUAAACAAAUUUUAAAAGAAUCUAACAAAAAAAACUUGAGACAAACAAACCAACUAGCUGAUAAAUAGAUUAUUACAAAAUUAUUAAUAAAACGACACGUGUGUAAUCAACAUUAAACACAAUACAACGACAUUAAUAAUAGAGGAAGUUCUAUAGAAUAUAGACAAGAUUCAGUAAAAGAUAAGCUGUAGUUGGUGAUAGUCAGUCUCAGUCGUACAGUGUCUAGAGAAUGGGUGAACAUUAUUUUGAAGGUGUCGAGAAAUUAGUGGAAGUGUGGUUUAAGCAACCUCCUUUGGACGAUGAGGCUGACUUGAGAAGAAUUACCAAAGAAGUGUGGGACAAGAAAUUGCAAGCGGUGAAAUGUGAAAUAAUAAGUUUUACCAAAAACAGUGAAGUGGAUGCUUAUGUUUUAAGUGAGUCUAGCAUGUUUGUGUCGAAAAGACGUUGGAUUUUGAAAACAUGUGGCACAACAACACCCUUGAACUGCUUGAAACCCUUAAUGAAACUGGCAGCCGAUAUGGGUUUCAAUGAAAUUUCCGAUUUCUUUUAUUCACGCAAGAAUUUUGCCCGGCCAGAAUUGCAAUUAUUGCCGCAUCGCAUGUUCUGUGAGGAAGUUAAGUUUCUGGAUUCUAUUUUUGAGGGUGGCCAAACCUAUUGUUUGGGACAAAUCAAUAAGGAUUGCUGGUAUCUCUAUACCUUAAGUCAUCCGGAGAGGGAAAUUAAGGCAGAUCUCUUAGAAUUGCCCAAGAUCGAGCAAAAACAUAAUUCGGAUGCCGAUCAAACUAUUGAAAUUUUAAUGGAGAAUCUAGAUCCCAUGGUAAUGAAUGUAUUUACCAAACUUUGUUGCCAGGAUGGCAAAGAGGCUACAGUGAAAUCGAAAAUCCAUGAAAUUUUACCCGAUAUGGAAAUCGAUGAUUUUCUGUUCGAGCCCUGUGGCUAUUCCAUGAAUGGCAUUAAUCAGCUGGGUGAAUACAUGACCAUACACAUAACACCAGAAAAGGAAUUCUCCUAUGUUAGUUUUGAAUCGAAUGUGGCUUUGGCCAAUUAUGCCGAGUUGAUACAACGUGUUUUGCGCACAUUUUUACCUUCCAAAUUCAUCAUUACCAUCUUUGCUAAUAAAUCUUCCGAGGCUUAUGCCACCAUGCGUGAACUGGAAAACACCACCUACAGCCAGUGGCAAAGAGCCGAUAUGCAAUGCUGCAAUUUUCCCUCGUACAAUCUAUUGUUUGCCACCUAUACUGCUUGUCGUGAAAAUGACUGUUAACACUAAUAUUUAAAAUUUGUUAUUGUAUGUCCUUGAUGUUUUUUACUUUUUAAAAUUUUAAACGGAAAAUUCCUCCAACUCUAUAUUACUCGAUAAAAUUUGUUAAAAUAUUUACUUUUUUUUUAAUAAUUUAGUUGUUUAAUUUGUUUUUAAUUAAUGUUUAAGUUAAUUUUAAUUCAUUUUAAAUAGAAAAAAAUGCAAUAAAACCGAUCAAAACAAAAAACUAUGCAGAAUAAAUGUAACAAAACAAAAAACCAAAAAAA